CGAGGAGAAGAUGGCCGUGGCCUGUUUUUCGGUAUGAGGCAGUAGUGGUGGCGGCGGCGGCAGGGACUAGUAUCCUGGUGUCGGGGGCACUUGAAGCUCUAGCUCCACCCAGCGAGCGCGCGUCCCUUCGUGCCUAGGCGAGAGCCGGCUCUUCUUCCUCUGGGAGAUGCGUUUGUCCCGGGCUAGGGGACGCUCUGGGAGUUCAUGCUGCGCUGGAGGCUCCUGGCCGCCGCUCUAAUCGUCUUGUGCCGCCGUAGCGCCAGCUUGGUCUCCGGCGGCGAGCCUCCCGGAUACUCCCCCGGCCCCUGGCGGAGGCGAUGACCGGGGAGAAAAUCCGCUCAUUGCGGAGGGACCACAAGCCCAGCAAAGAAGAGGAGGGGGACCUACUUGAGGCCGGGGAUGAGGAAGCGGCGGCUGCCCUCGGCGGCACCUUUACGGGAGGCAGGAUUGGCACAGGCGGCAGCGGCAAGGGCGGUAAAGCCUGUCAUAAGAUCUUCAGUAACCAUCACCACCGGCUACAGUUGAAGGCCGUUCCGGCCUCUUCCAAUCCCCCCGGCGCCCCGGCUUUGCCGCUGCACAAUUCCUCCUUGACUACCACCUCCCAGUCUCCGGCUGCUCUAACGGGCACCAAUUCCAUUGCUGUCGUCGCAGAUGGAGGUGGUUGUCCCGCACACUACCCAGUGCACGAGUGCGUCUUCAAGGGGGAUGUGAGGAGGUUGUCCUCUCUCAUUCGGACUCACAAUAUCGGGCAGAAAGAUAAUCACGGAAACACUCCUUUACAUCUUGCUGUGAUGUUAGGAAAUAAAGAAUGUGCCCAUUUACUUUUGGCUCAUAAUGCUCCAGUAAAAGUGAAAAAUGCUCAGGGAUGGAGUCCUCUGGCGGAAGCCAUCAGCUAUGGAGAUAGACAAAUGAUUACGGCACUUUUAAGGAAGCUUAAGCAGCAGUCCAGAGAAAGUGUUGAAGAAAAACGACCUCGAUUAUUAAAAGCCCUGAAAGAGCUAGGUGACUUUUAUCUAGAACUUCACUGGGAUUUUCAAAGCUGGGUGCCUUUACUUUCCCGAAUUCUGCCUUCUGAUGCGUGUAAAAUAUACAAACAAGGUAUCAAUAUCAGGCUUGACACAACUCUCAUAGACUUUACUGACAUGAAGUGCCAACGAGGGGAUUUAAGCUUCAUUUUCAAUGGGGAUGCGGCACCCUCUGAAUCUUUUGUAGUAUUAGACAAUGAACAAAAAGUUUAUCAGCGAAUACACCAUGAGGAAUCAGAGAUGGAAACAGAAGAAGAGGUUGACAUUUUAAUGAGCAGCGAUAUUUACUCUGCAACUUUAUCAACCAAAUCAAUUUCUUUCACACGUGCCCAAACAGGAUGGCUUUUUCGGGAAGAUAAAACAGAAAGAGUAGGAAACUUUUUGGCAGACUUUUAUCUCGUGAAUGGACUUGUUUUAGAAUCAAGGAAAAGAAGAGAACACCUCAGUGAAGAGGAUAUUCUUCGAAAUAAAGCCAUCAUGGAGAGUUUGAGUAAAGGAGGAAACAUAAUAGAACAGAAUUUUGAGCCGGUUCGAAGACAGUCCCUUACUCCUCCUGCUCAGAACACUAUUACAUGGGAAGAAUAUAUAUCUGCUGAAAAUGGAAAAGCUCCUCAUCUGGGUAGAGAACUAGUGUGCAAAGAGAGUAAGAAAACAUUUAAAGCGACAAUAGCCAUGAGCCAGGAAUUUCCCUUAGGAAUUGAGUCAUUAUUGAAUGUUUUAGAAGUAAUAGCUCCCUUCAAGCACUUUAACAAGCUUAGAGAAUUUGUUCAGAUGAAGCUUCCUCCAGGCUUUCCAGUAAAACUAGAUAUACCUGUGUUUCCCACGAUCACAGCCACUGUGACUUUCCAGGAGUUUCGCUAUGAUGAAUUUGAUGGCUCCAUCUUCACUAUACCUGAUGACUACAAGGAAGAUCCGAGCCGCUUUCCUGAUCUUUAACUGACCUGGAAAAUGAUGUCUCUUACCAAGGAAAGCAAGAGAAUAUAGAGACCCCAGAAAGGGAUAAACGCUUUCAGCGGAGAAAAGGGAAUUUACACAUUGAAUUGAUACGUCAGUCAUAUGAUAUAAUGAAAUGGGCAUCUAAUAAGAAUUUCAGCAUUUCUUGAUGUGCCAUUUUCAGUCUUUUUAAAAAUAUACAUAUUGUAAGUGUAAUAGUUUGACACCUUAAUGACCCUAAUAUCUUCUCAUGUAAAACAGCUAUGAGUGCUGUGAUUUGUUUUUAAAAAUUUUUACACUUCUUGUCGAAAUAUAUAUGCAUAUAAAAAUAUAUAUAUAUAUCUAUAUAUAAAACACUCCUGGACCAUUAACAUAAAUUAAAUGUCUUAAGAGAUACGAAGUUCUUUUAAACUUGUCAUCUUAUAUUGAAGGUGACAUUUAUAAAUAUUCCUUCAAGCUUUGUUUUCAUAAAAUAUAAACUAUGUAACAUUAUGUAUAGUUCAGUAAUUUGAAUGUUUGUUCAAUAUAAUGAACUAGAAGGAAUGCAGUUUUCUGUAGAUGAAUGAACCAAAUGGUAACCAUUAAACAAUUGCAUUUAUACAUUGCAAUACAUUUCAGAAGGAGUGUUCACUCUGCAGGGAAUAAGGUACCUCCUUUAGCACCUUAGUGCAAUUCAUUGUGGUGCUAUUUGUUUUUACCUGAAUUCUUUCUUCAGUGGAAAAUAUUUGUUACUAAUCUUCCUUUCAUAGAACCUCUCUUUUUUUUUUUUUUC
Molecule: messenger RNA, 2730 nt
Organism: Trichechus manatus latirostris (Florida manatee)
Lineage: Eukaryota; Metazoa; Chordata; Mammalia; Sirenia; Trichechidae
Gene: ANKRD13C
Product: ankyrin repeat domain 13C
Exons: 13
Coding region: 318-1961 (547 amino acids)
Biological process (GO): protein retention in ER lumen
Cellular component (GO): cytoplasm
Molecular function (GO): signaling receptor binding
Source: RefSeq, a predicted model, not a curated record